GGUCUAUUUUUGUGCAAACGGGCAGGUCUGGGCAAAGAAAGAAAUCGGCGCGGGAGUACUGGUUUGGUUAGAAAGCAGGUUGACGGUCUGCAGCGAAGGAUUUAACAAGUAGCUCUAGUCUUCAGUCGACAUGGCCACAUCAGAGAUCCAUGUUAAGGAGUUGGACAAGCGUGCCUCUGGCCAGGCAUUUGAGCUGAUCCUUAGUCCUAACCAUGCCGAAGGCAGGCCCGAGUUCCCCCUUUCACCGCCCAAGAAGAAGGACCUUUCCUUGGAGGAGAUCCAGAGGAAGCUGGAAGCUGCAGAGGAGAGACGCAAGUCCCAUGAAGCUGAGGUUCUGAAGCACUUGGCUGAGAAACGUGAGCACGAGAAGGAAGUUCUUCAGAAGGCCAUGGAGGAGAACAACAACUUCAGUAAGAUGGCAGAGGAGAAGCUGAAUUCUAAAAUGGAGGCCAACAAAGAGAAGCGUACUGCACAGAUGGCGGCUAAAAUGGAACGCUUAAAAGAGAAGGAUAAGAAAAUUGAAGAAGUGCGUAAGAACAAAGAGACCCAAGAAGGUGCUGGAAACUGAAGUUUAUAAUGUAGGGAAUAUACUUUUUUUUUUUUUUUUUUUUUUUCCCAUAUCCAAAGAUGUGUGUUGCUUUUUUUUUUUUUUUUUUUUUUUUUUAUGGCCAAUAUCUUUCAUUUUGUUUCCAAUGGUAAUUUAGUUCACUGCCUUUCUGGUUACCUUGUGGGGACAAAGGAGUCAUUCCACUCUAAGUGUUCUUGCAAUGAUAUUUUGCUGUAGAUAAUUCUUGUUGCAUCUUUUUCUACUUGUAGUGUUGAAUUGCAGAGGCAAAGCUUUUAAAUAAGCAGUGUUCCCCUUUGGGUGGGAUGGGGGGAUAAAAGCAUGUCUAUAGUGCAUAUGUCCUUAACACUGUCUGUUAUAGUGCAAGCUGAAAAUCUGUAUCUGUGGAAGUCCAAACUGCUGUUUGUUAACCUUAAUAAAACUACACGGAGCUGUU
Molecule: messenger RNA, 1001 nt
Organism: Polyodon spathula (Mississippi paddlefish)
Lineage: Eukaryota; Metazoa; Chordata; Actinopteri; Acipenseriformes; Polyodontidae
Product: stathmin-like
Exons: 5
Coding region: 131-568 (145 amino acids)
Biological process (GO): neuron projection development; regulation of microtubule polymerization or depolymerization; microtubule depolymerization
Cellular component (GO): neuron projection; cytoplasm
Molecular function (GO): tubulin binding
Source: RefSeq, a predicted model, not a curated record